AUGGUUGGUCAUAAACGCAUCGACAUCCUGACGAACGACCACAAAGGCCCCGGUGGGCUCCUCUAUGAACUUAACGUGCGAUGCUCUCCAGCGGGCUCGCCCGCCGUGAAUAUGUGCUCCGCUGAGGAGCGCAGUGCCGCGGUGCAGCGCCGCGAGCUCGGCAUUGUAGCACACUCGGUCCCAGAGCGGCAGACGCGAUACGGUGCGAACGUGCUAUCCCAGCCGCCGAAGGAGAGUGUGUGGCAUUUCGUAAAGAGCUCCAUCGAGGACGAUCGCGUUGUGCAAAUUUUGACUGGUGCUGCCCUUGUAUCUAUGAUACUUGGCAUCACCACCCCGGACUUCCGCACCGGCGAGGUCGACCUCGCCAUGGGCUGGGUUGAGGGGGCGGCCAUCUUCGCCUCCGUGUUCAUCGUGACAUUUGUGAACGCAGUGAACGACUACCGUAAGCAAGAGCAGUUUGCCGAGGUGAUGCGGGCCGAGAACGCCGCUCGCCGCAGGGUCACAGUGUGGCGCUAUGCCCCACUCAGCAGCACCGACGGCUGCGGUGGCGGCAGUAGCGUGACGGGCACGGACGGCCUCGCCUGCGUGGCGCUGGAGGUGCCAAGCUCCGAUAUUGUUGUAGGGGACGUUGUACAGGUUAGCGCCGGGAUGCAGCUAACGUUCGACGCCGUGCUGCUAGGCAGUUUGGGCCCGAUCUUGGCGGACGAGAGUAGCGUCACCGGGGAGAACGAUGACGUGCUGAAGCAGGCGCUCACCGACCCAUUUCUCAUUAGCGGGUCGUCGCUGUUGGACGGGUCAGCUGAGGGAGUGGCGCUCGUCUGCGCGGUGGGGCCCAACUCCUUUUCGGGCGAGAUCGCCAUGUCCAUUCAGUCAACGGAAAAAGCGAACACGCCGCUUCAAGACCAGCUCGAGGCAAUGGCGGAGGUCAUCGGCAAGUUCGGCAUUGGCGCGGCCCUCUUCACGUUUGCAGCGCUGCUCAUCAAGGAGGUCUUCAUGUAUCUUGUGCACAGCAGCCCACUGUACGCCAUGAAGUUCUUUGAAAACUUGACCACGGCGAUUGCCAUUGUGGUGGUCGCCGUACCGGAGGGCCUACCGCUCUCGGUCACCAUCUCACUCGCCUACAGCAUGCGACUCAUGCUGAAGGAUGGCAACCUUGUCCGCCACUUGGCAGCGUGCGAGACCAUGGGCGGGGCGACGGUGCUGUGCACGGACAAGACGGGCACCUUGACGGCCCCAACGAUGCAAGUGAAGCAAAUAUUCCUGUCCGCGGUCACGUACGCGGUAGAAGACGCCGGCACCGUCGUGGGGGGCGACCUCUCAACCUUUGGUGACGAGGAGUCACCAGCGGCGUUGCCGACACGCUCCAUACGUACUCAUACGUUCGUGCCGCCACCGCCGCCGUGCGGGUUUGGGCAAAGCCCGCUCUCGCGCGCGCCUCCCAGCAAAGCCAUCACCGUUCCCCUACCUCCCUCGAGCGUGCAGCUUUUUCUGGAUUGUAUUGUAGCCAACGCUAUUGACCCAGAGGUAGGACGCGCGACCAACAAGACGAGCGAGGCGUUGUUGUGGCUCUGCCAUCUCAUGCACUGCUCGAGCAGCCAUGCAACACAGCACGAUGUGCAGUCGUUCCGCAACACCCAGGCCUGCAUGCUGACCGCGAUGCAGGACCCGAGCCGGUGCCGUCGCUACCCGUUCAGCUCGCACAGCAAGAUGAGCCUCUGCAUGUUGCGCCAGCUGGCGGGGCCAGCUGGUGCGGGAAACGGAGGGGGCCGCACGCGGCUCUACGCGGCCGGCGCAGCUGAGGUCAUCCUGGCACGCUGCACUUCGUACAUUAACGAUAAGGGUGUGCCGGUGCCGCUGACAUCUGAGAUGCGGGCCUUCCAUGAACAGGCGUUGACGCGCUAUACCGAAUCGGGGCUUCGGACUAUCUGCUGCGCCUUCAGCGAUGCGCACGGUGCCGCAGAGGCGAAGCUGUGGAACCAGCAGCUGCAGCACGGCGCGGGUGCCGCUUAUGACGGCGAGCUCUGCAUGAUCGGAAUGGUCGGCCUUGAGGAGGAUGUGCGGCCGGAAGUGCCUGGCGCAGUGAGCCAGUGCUUCGGAGCUGGUUUGCGCGUCAUCAUGAUCACCGGUGACGCCACUCUCACGGCGAUCAAUAUUGCCUGCCGCUGCGGGCUGAUUCGCGGCGGCUCAAGCAGUGGCGCGCUAAGGGGCCCGCCGCUCCCGGACGGCAACCGCACCCUGCGCAACCCCGAGGCGCCUAGCUGGUCGACUACUGCUACACUCGCGAACGGCAACGACAACGGGUUCAGUCCGACGGAGAGCAGUGAUGCUGCGAUCUUCGUGAAUACGUCGCUGCUCCACUACGAAAACAGCGGCGCCGCCUCUGAUGUCGAGGGUCAGUUUUUGGACGGUGCGUUUGGCCGAACAGCGUGGAUGAUGCAGGAACCGACCGCGAAUGCGUCGCCCCAGCAGCUCAUAGAUAGCGGCUACGCCCUCGAUGGAGAAACCUUUCGGCAGCUCAGCGACACGGAGCUGCUCCAGCAGUACCUGCCACAGAUUCGCAUCCUUGCUCGCGCAACGCCGAUGGACAAGAAGCGGCUGCUCUCCCUCCUGCGCCGCAUCGACCCGAGCGCAGUGAUUGCAAUGACCGGCGAUGGCACCAAUGACGCGCCGGCGCUAAAGCUUAGCGACGUCGGAUUUGCCAUGAACGGCGGCAGUGACGUGGCGAAGCGCGCGUCCGAUAUCAUUUUGCUGAACGACAACUUCAUUGGCAUGGUGAAGGCGACCAUGUGGGGCCGAAACGUCAAGGACAACAUUCGCAAGUUUCUGCAGUUUCAGCUCACGGUGAACUUUUCGGCGUGCGUCGUCUCUUUCUGUGGCGCCAUCAUGAGCGAGCAGAACAUGUCACCCCUGAAGCCGGUGCAGCUCCUCUGGUUAAACCUCAUCAUGGACACACUCGCCGCCCUCGCUCUGGCGACGGAGCUGCCAUGUGAACCCAUGCUCCUCUCCCGGCCGCCCGAGUCGAAGGAUACCGCAAUCAUCGUGCCGAGCAUGUGGUUCCAGAUCGGCUUUCAGAGCACCUUCCAGGUCAUGUGCCAGCUUUUGCUGCUCGGCUACGGGAAUGUGCUGCUGAGCGCGCGGGGGCACACGAAGCCGCUGCCGCCCUCCGGGGAGUCGCCGCGCGACCCGCGCUACUUCAGCGACGCCCACAUCUGCUUUCUCUUCAACGCGUUUGUGUGGAUGCAGAUCUUCAACUUCUUUAACGCACGUCUGCUACACCGCGGCGAGGGCUUCUUCUCCAACUGGGCGGACAGUGUCGUGCUCUUUGUUAUUGUCGGCAUCAUUGUCGUGUUGCAGAUCAUAAUUGUGGAGUUUGGCGGCAAGAUUAUGUCCACGGUGCCUCUGACAGCGCAUGAGUGGUUCUACUCUGUCCUCAUUGCAAGCGGCACCCUCCCAGUGGGCGCUGUCUCGCGCUUGAUCUAUGCCCGUUAUUCGAAGCGCGUGCUGCCGCGCGACGGGUGCUCGCGAGGGCUGCUGUUGCGGCUUCGGCGCAGUGUGAAGAGUGGUAGGCUCAAGGGAAAGCGGUAG
Molecule: messenger RNA, 3585 nt
Organism: Leishmania major strain Friedlin
Lineage: Eukaryota; Euglenozoa; Kinetoplastea; Trypanosomatida; Trypanosomatidae
Product: putative calcium-transporting ATPase
Exons: 1
Coding region: 1-3585 (1194 amino acids)
Cellular component (GO): membrane; intracellular membrane-bounded organelle
Molecular function (GO): ATP hydrolysis activity; ATP binding; P-type calcium transporter activity
Source: RefSeq, a predicted model, not a curated record